Molecule: messenger RNA, 10375 nt
Organism: Dermochelys coriacea (leatherback sea turtle)
Lineage: Eukaryota; Metazoa; Chordata; Testudines; Dermochelyidae
Gene: NAV3
Product: neuron navigator 3
Biological process (GO): neurogenesis; nervous system development
Molecular function (GO): ATP binding; protein binding; ATP hydrolysis activity
Source: RefSeq, a predicted model, not a curated record
ACAAACAGCUUCAUCUCAGAGAUUGUUUCCGGGCUAAAAACUCUCCCAACAGCUGUUUGCUUUGGCUGCCACUCAGGUUCAAUUUUUUUUCAAGUUUUUGUUUUUUUUUUAAGAUGUGGGCUGGUUAUUUAUAUAGUCAGGAAGAGGUCUGUGUUUCCAGUGUUGUGGUCUCAGUGCUGUUUUGACAGUUGGAGUACAAGGAGAUUUCUUCUUUUUCUGCCCCCCUCCUCUCUUACCCCCCCCCCGAUAUCCGUUCACUUAAUGCACAGAAUGGGAAUGCUGUAGAGAGAAGAAAAAGCAAAUUUAUGAGGUUUUUAAUCCCAGACAGGCAGCUUUGUGUCAGUUACCUUCAAGAAAAGUUCACGCCCCAAAGGAGUGUUUAGUCUUACACAGCCACUGACUAAGCUGUGUGUGUGUGUGUGUGAGAGAGAGAGAGAGAGAGAUGAAGGAAAGUUUUUUGCCUUUUCUUGAAAGUUGUAGUAUUGUUUUAAAGAUGACUUUUGUUUAAAGUAUUUGUUCUGGAAUUACUGAAACUGGAGUCAACCAGACUGAGGUCAGAAGCAUUUUCUUUGGCAGAAAGAAGAUACUUUUAUAGAAGCCAUGCCUGUACUUGGGGUUGCCUCAAAGCUAAGACAACCAGCUGUAGGGUCAAAGCCUGUUCAUACUGCCCUUCCGAUACCAAAUCUUGGCACGACUGGGUCACAGCAGUAUUCAUCGAAGUCUUUGGAGCUUACUGGGGCAGAGAGCUCAAUGCUUUCUUGUCAGCUUACAUUAAAGUCAACCUGUGACUUUGGAGAGAAGAAAACUCUUCAAGGAAAAACCAAGGAGACAGAGGAUAGUAAGAUUUACACUGACUGGGCUAACCACUACCUAGCAAAAUCUGGCCACAAGCGGCUGAUCAAGGAUUUGCAACAGGACAUUGCAGAUGGAGUUCUGCUAGCAGAAAUCAUCCAGAUCAUUGCCAAUGAAAAGGUUGAAGAUAUCAAUGGCUGUCCCAGGAGCCAGUCUCAAAUGAUUGAGAAUGUUGAUGUCUGCCUUAGCUUUCUGGCAGCCAGAGGAGUAAAUGUUCAAGGUCUUUCUGCUGAAGAAAUAAGGAAUGGAAAUUUGAAAGCCAUUUUAGGACUGUUUUUCAGUUUGUCUCGGUACAAACAGCAGCAGCACCAUCAGCAACAAUACUACCAGUCUUUGGUAGAGUUACAACAGCACGUCUCUCAUUCUUCCCCUCCCGCUGAAAUCAGCCAAUCCAAAACACAGCAAGAUAUGCAGUCCAGUCUGAGAGCCAGAUAUGCAACUCAGUCUAAUCACAGUGGAAUUGCAACCAGUCAAAAAAAGACUUCUAGGCUUCCAGGGCCCUCAAGGGUGCCAGCUGCAGGCAGCAGUACCAAGGUCCAGGGAGCUUCUAAUUUAAAUCGGAGAAGUCAGAGCUUUAACAGCAUUGACAAAAACAAGCCUCCACAAUAUGCAAAUGGCAAUGAAAAAGAUUCACCAAAAGGCCCUCACCCAUCUGCAGGCAUGAAUGGAAAUGUGCAGCAUCCCUCCAGCACUGGGCAGCAGCCGGUCUCUGCCAUACCUUCUCCAAGUGCCAGCAAGCCUUGGCGCAGCAAAUCCAUGAAUGUCAAACACAGUGCCACCUCCACCAUGCUGUCCGUUAAGCAGCCUAGUCCCGCCACCUCCCCAACUCCGUCUUCAGACAGGCUCAAGCCACCCCUUUCUGAAGGAGCGAAACCCCCUUCAUCUGGACAGAAAUCCAUGCUGGAAAAGUUCAAACUGGUUAAUGCUAGGACUGCUUUAAGACCCCCCUUGUCAUCAAGUUCAGGACCCAAUGACAGCGGAAGAGAGGAUGAUACCUUUUCGGAGUGUGGUGAAAUGGACGGCUUUAGCAGUGGGCUAAAUAGUGGUGGCUCCACCAGUAGCAGUCCUAAAGUGUCGCCUAAGCUAACCCCUCCAAAAGCUGGAAGCAAAAAUCUCAGCAAUAAAAAGACUUUGCUACAGCCAAAGGACAAAGAGGAAAAGAACAGGGACAAAAAUAAAGUUUGCACUGAGAAAAUAGUAAAGGAAGAGAAGGACCAAGUGACUGAAACAUCAACAAAGAAGAGCUCAAAAAUUGCAAGCUUGAUCCCAAAGGGAAACAAGACUACAGCAGCCAAGAAGGAAAGUUUAAUACCCUCCUCUAGUGGGAUACCAAAACCUGGAUCAAAGGUACCAACAGCAAAGCAGAGUGCUUCACCUGUUUGUGCAGGAAGUAAAGAGUCUGAAAAAUUCAGGACUACAAAGGGCAACCAGUCUCAAUCGACAAUGAAAUCACAAGCUAAUGAGAGAGCCUCCACUUCCUGUAGUCUUGCUUCUUCUGAAGGAAAGGAAUCUAGCCCAACUCUGACCCCUGGUUCUUCUGCAGCUCUUUCUGUCUCAAUGGCUGCAAGCAGUGGACAAAUCACAGGAAAUGGCAUCGUCCAACUUCCUCAACAACAGCAAUAUAGUCACCCAAACACUGCCACAGUAGCUCCUUUCAUUUAUAGAACACACUCAGAAAAUGACAGUACCUCUUUACCAUCUGCUGACUCCUGCACCAGUCCAACUAAAAUGGAUUUAUCAUACAGUAAGACUGCCAAACAGUGCCUAGAGGAGAUAUCUGGGGAAGACCCAGAAACAAGAAGAAUGCGAACAGUAAAGAAUAUAGCAGAUCUGCGACAGAAUUUGGAAGAAACUAUGUCCAGCCUUAGAGGGACCCAGAUAAGCCACAGCACAUUGGAGACAACUUUUGACAGCACUGUGACAACCGAAGUGAAUGGGAGAAGUAUACCAAGCUUGACAAACCGAUCCACACCAGUGACUUGGAGGCUUGGCCAGGCUAGUCCUCGCCUCCAGGCAGGAGAUGCCCCAUCCUUAGGUAGUGGUUACCCUCGCAGUAGUGCUGGCCGCUUCAUACAUACUGACCCCUCACGAUUCAUGUAUACCACACCUCUUCGCCGAGCAGCUGUUUCUCGCCUCGGGAAUAUGUCACAGAUUGACAUGAAUGAAAAAGGAAGCAGUGAUCUGGACAUGUCCUCUGAAGUUGACGUUGGAGGUUACAUGAGUGAUGGGGACAUUCUUGGGAAAAGCCUCAGAACAGAUGAAAUCAAUAGUGGGUACAUGACAGAUGGAGGACUCAACCUGUAUACAAGAAGUCUGAACCGAAUACCAGACCUAGCUGCCUCCCGAGAUGUAAUCCAGAGAGGGGUGCAUGAUGUGACAGUGGAUGCUGACAGCUGGGAUGACAGCAGCUCAGUUAGCAGUGGCCUCAGUGACACCCUUGAUAACCUGAGCACGGAUGACCUGAACACCGCCUCAUCUGUCAGCUCUUAUUCCAAUAUUACUGCUUCUUCAAGAAAAAAUGCUCACACUCAGCUGAAGACUGAUUCAGAGAAACGGUCCGUAACAGACAGUGAAAACUGGGGCAGCACUGAAGAACUGAAGAAGCCAGAGGAGGACUUUGACAGCACUGUAGAUGGCAGUGGUAAAUGGAAGGGCCUUCCCUCGGGGCUGUCCGAAGACUCAGAGAAGGGAGGUCAGAAAGCAUCUCUGUCUGUUUCACAGACUGGAUCCUGGAGGAGAGGCAUGACUGCACAAGUUGGAACGACCCCAUCCAGACACAAAGCUGGGACAAGUGCUCUCAAGACACCAGGAAAAACAGAUGAUGCAAAGGCUUCUGAAAAAGUGAAAACUCCUCUCAAAGGCACCUCUAUACAGCGCUCUCCAUCAGAUGCAGGAAAAAGCAGUGGCGAUGAAGGAAAAAAGCCUCCCUCUGGCAUUGGACGAUCAACUGCUACUGGCUCCUUUGGAUUCAAGAAGGCGGGAGUGGGAUCUUCUCCUAUAAUCACCACAAGUGGGGCAACCAUAACAAGUGGGUCAGCAACUCUGGGGAAGAUGCCCAAAUCUGCAGCCAUUGGUGGCAAGUCAAAUGCAGGGAGGAAAACUAGCUUAGAUGGGUCACAGAAUCAGGACGACGGAGUAUUACAUGUUAACUCGAAGACCACGCUGCAGUACCGGAGUUUGCCGCGCCCUUCAAAGUCGAGCACAAGCGGUAUUCCCGGCAGAGGUGGUCACAGGUCCAGCACCAGCAGCAUUGACUCUAAUGUCAGCAGCAAGUCUGCAGGGGCUGCCACCACCAAACUGAGAGAGCCCACGAAGAUUGGCUCAGGGCGUUCCAGUCCCGUCACCAUCAAUCAGACAGACAAGGAAAAAGAGAAAGUGGCAGUGUCUGAUUCCGAGAGUGUUUCAUUGUCCAGUUCCCCCAAAUCCAGCCCAACCUCCACCAGUGCCUGUGGGACACCGGGACUCAGGCAGCCAGGAUCCAAAUACCCAGACAUUGCCUCGCCCACAUUCCGAAGGUUGUUUGGUGCCAAGGCUGGUGGCAAAGCUGCCUCCGCACCCAAUACAGAAAGUGUGAAACCCACAUCAGCAAUGCCCAGCCCUAGUACCACAUUAGUACGGCAAGGCAGCCUAGAAUCUCCAUCUUCGGGUACAGGCAGCAUGGGCAGUGCAGGUGGGCAGAGUGGUAGCAGCAGCCCCCUCUUCAGUAAACCCUCGGAAUUAAAUACAGAUGUUGUAAGUUUAAGUCACUCCUUGGCUUCCAGUCCAGCAUCUGUUCACUCUUUCACAUCAGGUGGUCUCGUGUGGGCUGCAAACCUUAGCAGCUCCUCAGCUGGCAGUAAGGACACACCAAGUUACCAGUCAAUGACUAGCCUGCACACGAGCUCUGAAUCUAUUGAUCUCCCUCUCAGCCAUCAUAGCUCUCUCUCUGGAUUGACAACAGGCACUCAGGAGGUUCAGAGCUUGCUCAUGAGGACUGGAAGUGUCAGAUCUACACUAUCGGAAAGCAUGCAGCUUGACAGAAAUACACUACCCAAAAAGGGACUAAGAUAUACCCCGUCAUCUCGGCAGACCAGCCAGGAGGAGGGCAAAGAGUGGCUGCGCUCCCAUUCCACUGGAGGUCUGCAGGACACCGGCAGUCAGUCCCCUGUCGUUUCACCUUCAGCUAUGUCUUCCUCUGCAACUGGAAAAUAUCACUUUUCCAACUUGGUGAGUCCAACCAACUUGUCCCAGUUUAAUCUUCCUGGACCCAGUAUGAUGCGUUCAAACAGCAUCCCUGCACAAGACUCUUCUUUUGACCUGUAUAAUGACUCCCAGCUGUGUGGCAGUGCCACAUCCUUAGAAGAGAGACCACGAGCAAUCAGUCAUUCAGGCUCAUUCAGAGACAGCAUGGAAGAAGUACACGGGUCCUCAUUAUCACUGGUCUCCAGCACGUCCUCGCUCUAUUACACUGCUGAAGAAAAGGCGCAUUCAGAGCAAAUUCAUAAACUCCGAAGGGAACUGGUUGCAUCACAGGAAAUUGCCACCCUCACAUCCCAGCUUUCAGCUAAUGCUCAUCUAGUAGCAGCUUUUGAAAAGAGCUUAGGAAAUAGACUCCGACUGCAGAGCCUAACAAUGACAGCUGAACAAAAGGAAUCUGAGCUUAUAGAACUAAGAGAAACCAUUGAAAUGCUGAAAGCCCAAAAUUCUGCUGCACAAGCUGCUAUUCAGGGAGCUUUGAAUGGCCCUGAUCAUGCCCACAAAGAUUUGCGUAUAAGACGACAACAUUCCUCAGAAAGUGUUUCCAGCAUCAACAGUGCCACAAGCCAUUCUAGCAUUGGCAGCAGUAAUGAUGCUGACUCCAAGAAAAAGAAAAAGAAAAACUGGGUGAACUCUAGAGGAAGUGAGCUAAGAAGCUCAUUCAAACAGGCCUUUGGAAAGAAAAAGUCCACCAAGCCUCCUUCCUCCCAUUCUGACAUAGAAGAGCUCACCGAUUCAUCUCUUCCAUCAUCACCCAAAUUGCCCCACAACUCAGGGGACUGUGGGAUAUUGUCAAUGAAACCAUCACAGUCGGCGUCUGCGAUAUGUGAGUGCACAGAGGCAGAGGCUGAAAUUAUUCUACAGCUAAAGAGUGAGCUAAGGGAAAAAGAGCUAAAGUUAACAGACAUUCGUCUCGAGGCCCUCAGCUCGGCACACCAUCUUGAUCAGAUUCGUGAAGCCAUGAACCGCAUGCAGAAUGAAAUUGAGAUACUGAAAGCUGAAAAUGAUCGCUUAAAGGCAGAGACCGGAAAUACCGGGAAGCCGGCUCGACCAUCUUCUGAGUCUUCAAGCAGCACAUCCUCCUCUUCAUCACGGCAAUCAUUAGGGCUUUCUUUGAACAACUUGAAUAUCACUGACUCUGUUACGUCAGAUAUUUUACUGGAUGAUGUCACAGAUGGAGCCCUCCCCAAAGAAGGCCACAGUGUUAAAAUUAUAGUCACCAUAAGUAAGGGCUAUGGUCGAUCUGAGGAUCAAAAGAUGCAGGCAUAUUUGAUAGGAUCCAUUGGGAUUAGCGGGAAAACCAAAUGGGACGUUUUAGAUGGAGUAAUUAGACGUCUCUUUAAGGAAUAUAUCUUCCGAGUGGAUCCAGCUACUAGCCUAGGUUUAAGCUCCGAUUGUAUUGCUAGCUACUGUAUAGGGGAUUUAAUCAGAGCCCAUAGCCUGGAAGUGCCUGAACUGCUGCCUUGUGGAUAUCUGGUUGGAGAUAAUAACAUCAUCACCGUGAACCUGAAAGGAGUGGAAGAAAACAGUUUGGACAGUUUUGUGUUUGAUACACUAAUUCCUAAGCCAAUUACCCAACGGUACUUUAAUUUAUUGAUGGAGCAUCACAGAAUCAUCCUGUCAGGACCCAGUGGCACUGGAAAGACCUAUUUAGCCAACAGAUUGGCAGAAUACAUAAUAACUAAAUCGGGCAGAAAAAAAACUGAGGAUGCAAUUGCUACUUUUAAUGUAGAUCACAAAUCAAGCAAGGAUCUGCGUCAGUACCUAGCUAACCUGGCUGAGCAGUGCAGUGCUGACAACAAUGGUGCUGAUCUCCCUGUAGUAAUAAUUCUUGAUAACCUCCACCAUAUUGGUUCUUUGAGUGAUAUCUUCAAUGGUUUCCUCAACUGUAAAUAUAAUACAUGUCCCUAUAUUAUUGGAACAAUGAACCAAGGGGUUACUUCAUCACCAAAUCUAGAGCUGCAUCACAAUUUCAGGUGGGUGCUAUGUGCUAAUCACACAGAACCAGUAAAGGGUUUCCUGGGCAGGUAUCUGAGAAGGAAACUGAUUGAGACAGAAAUAGACAGGAACAUGCGCAAUAAUGACCUCAUCAAGAUCAUUGACUGGAUCCCUAAGACAUGGCAUCAUCUCAACAGCUUUUUAGAAACACACAGCUCUUCAGAUGUGACCAUUGGUCCUCGCCUUUUCCUCCCCUGCCCCAUGGAUGUUGAUGGCUCCAGAGUGUGGUUCACAGACCUAUGGAACUAUUCUUUGGUGCCAUAUCUUCUGGAGGCUGUGAGAGAGGGACUUCAGAUGUAUGGUAAAAGAGCACCAUGGGAGGAUCCUUCAAAGUGGGUAGCAGUUACUUACCCAUGGAGCUCCGCACCUGUGCAGCAUGAAUGGCCAUCAUUACUUCAGUUAAGACCAGAAGAUGUUGGGUUUGAGGGUUACACAUCGACACAAGAAGGAACAACCUCCAAGCACAUACCACAAAGCGACACAGAAGGGGAUCCCUUGAUGAAUAUGCUAAUGCGGCUCCAAGAAGCAGCAAAUUACUCGAGUGCGCAAAGCUGUGACAGUGAUAGCACCAGCCACCAUGAUGACAUUUUGGAUUCCUCUCUUGAAUCAACUCUCUAGAGGGGACGAACCUUGGUAGAAGAUUAUAGUAAAAUCUAUUGCCACUGACUACUGCCAGUAUUAAAGCAGCACAUUGAGGUCCCUGAUCAAGGGCGGUGUGUUGUAGGUAGGCAGGAGGCUUAACUCUGCAAAGUCAGGAAUUAAAAUCUAAGCGGAAAGCUUGAAUUUGUUUAAUUUCAAGGCAUUUCAAUAUCAGUGGAGCCAAGUAAGACUCCAUUAAUCAACUGGAAAGGGCCCUAAAUGGAGGGCAACUAAGCAGAUUGCACAUGUGUUAGCCAAACUGGAACCUUUUUUUGUUUUUCCUCUCUCUCUCUCUUUAAAAGUUUACAGUGAAAACUUUUUGUUUUUUCCUUUUCUUUUCUCUGAGGUGCUGCGUUAGCAAUGCAGUCUUCUGAUCCUCUUCUAACCUCUGUUGUGCCACAUGGUGCUGGUCACAGGACUACAGUAGUGUUUGUCGUACACUACUGCCCAUUCCAAAAUGAAUCAAAGAUGAUGAUAGUAACUCAAUAAGCACAAACAGUAUUGUGCUAUCACCAGAAAACACUACUGUGAUAUGCUGGAUAAGUGCCAAUUUAAUUCUUAAUUGCCAUGGUCACAGUGACACUCUCCAUGAAGUUUUUAGUGUACAAGUCACCAAUUUUAUAAAGUUGUUUUUACCACAAAGGUCUUUUUUAACCACCUGCCCACUCCUUUACAGUUUUAUACCAAUUAUUAACCAACACUGACUAAAGGCUUUUUUAGGGCUUCAUUUGUUUGAGCCUUUUCAGUGGAAGAAGGAACAUUUCCUAUGGUGCUGUUUCACUGCCUUAAAACAUAUUUCUAAAACAGUUUUACAGUUGGUUUAAUUCCUAAACCAUUGGUAAUUUACACUGUUUUUUUUCAUUUACUAACGAAAUAACGUCAGUUAACACAGUAGCCUCAUAUCUGUAUAUCAUGAUUUUUUAAGAAAUGGAUAGGAGAAAGAACAGUUGCUAUAUAGUAUUUUUAUCUUGUGAAUAGAUUGCUCUGCCUACCCUAGGAAAUAUACAAGAAACCCAGAACCCACUUCCACUAUCACCUAAAAGCUGAGAAAGUUGACCCAGAUCCAUUCAGUCCUGUGGAAUGGAGUUUUUGAAGGAUAGAUGUUUCGAAUUCUUAUCCAGCAGAGCUGGAUGCACUUGAUGCAGCAUGAGCACAAAUAUUUGUUUAUUUUUUUUCUUUUUCUAGUUUUAAGCAUGUUGUUUUGAUUGCUAUUGUUGUACAUGAAAAAAAAUAAACAGCAUUAAAGAACACUGAAGCAGUGAUGUCCACUGUGGAAGAGAAAGAGUUUAUACUGUAAAAGUGGGUUGGUUUUGCACAGUCUACUGGGUGGGUAUUGUAAAUAUAAAAAGCCUUGCACAAAUCAAAACAAACAAACAAGAAAUUGUAUUUUAUCCUGUUGGUGUUAAGAGAUGUUACACUUGCUGAGAUUUCCUCAAUGUCGCAAACGAAGACAGAAUGCAAACCUUAAAAGCUGUUUUUAACCUCGUGUGUUUGUCCUGUAUUUACAGUUGCUAUGACUAUGCAGGAGCUAUCAAUGCUAGAGUGAGCAUGUUUCAAUUUGUAUAUUAAGACAAUACAUUUUGGGGGGCAAAAAAUGAAAUUUUAAGUGCAUCUGUCAUGGCAGGCUACAAACAGAUUGCAUGAAAAUUGAUCAGAAUAAUUGUAAAAGCUAUUGCCACAAGAAAUAACUGGAUAAAAUAAUUUUAAAAAAUAAUCCAAGGGCUAUGGCAUUGUGUAUACAUACUGUACACUUAAAUGGAUGUUACCUUCAGGAUGUGUAAUUGGUGCUACUAACUCUUUGUGGCCACCCUGUGGUCAUUUGCUGUAAAACAAAGACAAAGAAAUCAAUAGGAGUACCAGUGGCACCUUAGAGACUAACAAAUUUAUUUGAGCAUAAGCUUUCAUGAGCUACAGCUCAGUGAGCUCACAAAAGCUUAUGCUCAAAUAAAUUUGUUAGUCUCUAAGGUGCCACAAGUACUCCUUUUCUUUUAGCGAAUACAGACUAACACGGCUGCUACUCUGAAAGAAAUCAAUGCAGUUUUCAAUGGCACUGAGCUGCAUCAGUGAAUCUAGCAGUCCCUACACGGUGCUAUUGCCCUAGUACAAACUCUAAUUGAUUUUAUGCAUGUAGAAUGUAGUCAGACUGAUGUGGAGCCCCAAAACUUAGAUCAGUUUCUGUUGUAAAACAUCAGCACAUGUAUCUGAGAGCUGACUAAAAAACCUGCUGCUCUUUGUUAUAUAUGUGUUCUGAACAAAUUUGCAAAUCUUUUCCUUCCAUUUUGACACAAACACACACAAUAUUACCAUAUACAAAACUUCCUGCAAUACAUCUCAGUGAGUCCACCUAGUUUACAACUUAAAAAUUGUUUGUGAAACAUUUGUCUGUAUACAUUUUAUAUUUUGUACAUUUUUUGAUGUAACAUAUCAUGUAAAUAGACAGAAACAGUGAAAUAAAUCAUCUGAAAAGUUUUGUAGUCUUUGUAAAGCCCUAAUAAUAAGUAUUUGGUGUCAUCGGACUUAACUGGAUGAUGUAUUUUUAUUGGUUUAUUGUUCCUCUAGCUUGUAAACCAGCUUGCAUAUAUUUUUUUGCAGGUGUGCACACUGUAUCUGUCUAAAUUAUUACUUUGUCAUUAAAGUGGAAUUAUUUAUU